CAACACUCUUAAUCAACCAAAAGCAGCAAACAAGCUAAUUCGUCAAAAUGAGAGUCUUUCCCCGGUUAUUAAUGGCCACUCCAUCCUCAAUGGGCUCCAAGUCUAGCCUCACUGAAGCCGUCGCCCUCCUCCCACCCGUCCAGCUCUACCGCCGCCUUCUCCGCGUUCAUCGCAAGAAGCUCGAUCCGGAGAUGCGCAUUCUGGGCGACUUGUAUGUCAAGGCGGAGUUCCGGGCGCAUAGGGAGACCGAAAAUCCGGUGCACAUUAUCGGGUUCUUAACGGAGUGGCAACUGUAUGCGCAGAAGUUGGAGGGAGAUGCUUGGGCUGGGGAUAAGUUGGACAAGGCGAAGUUGGAUAAGAUGAGUGACCAACAACUCGGGCAGCUUUACGAAUUGAUGCAGACCAUCAAAAGCAAUGAAGAGGGAGGGGGAGAAAAUCAAUGAUUUAUACUCAGAACUGCAUAUUAGCUUGGUUUUCCUACAUACGAGCCUAUCCGGCCAUCCCGACACCAACCGGACGACAGAUGAUCGUCCGCAUACUUUGCUCCGGUCUCCUUUCUGCCCACUCGCAUCUCUGAACAUGAUGACUGUUUUUUUUUUUUUUUUU
Molecule: messenger RNA, 606 nt
Organism: Aspergillus ruber CBS 135680
Lineage: Eukaryota; Fungi; Ascomycota; Eurotiomycetes; Eurotiales; Aspergillaceae
Product: succinate dehydrogenase assembly factor 3
Exons: 3
Coding region: 48-443 (131 amino acids)
Biological process (GO): mitochondrial respiratory chain complex II assembly; succinate metabolic process
Cellular component (GO): mitochondrion; mitochondrial intermembrane space
Source: RefSeq, a predicted model, not a curated record